AUUAGUAGUAAAAGAAACAAAAAUGCGUUGCAUCCUCUUGUCCCGCAAAGUUUUGAGUACACCCUCUAUCUCUUCCCAACUCCCUCAAUGACAGCCUCUAAAGUAGUGCAAAUUUCCAAGGAGAUAGAGGAUGCACGCUGCAAAGGGAAUUGGAAGCUCAUUCCAGAGCUAGCACGACGCUAUAGGAAACACAACCCCAAAGGUGAAAUCUUGGCACAGACAAUUUCAGCCGAAGCUUCGCUAUCGCAACUGUCCUAUAAUGCCCGUAAAGACACAACACCGAUAAAGGCACCAGAGCAGCAGUACGAUACCCUUGAAAAACCUACCCUGCCUCCACGACUCGACAUGAGCCAGGUGAAAUCGCUUCAACUACAGCUGAAAUCGGUCAUACAAAUGAACGACGAUUCGACAAACGAAAAAGAGUUUUCAAAAGUUAUAUUAGCACGUUCUUUCUUUGAGUGCGGCGAAUUUACAAAGACUCUGGAUAUGCUGCAGCAAUCUUCUAUCCCAAAGCAAGACACGGUAUUCGGUUAUCGCUCAGUUUUACUUUUACAAGCAUGUGUGAUCAAAGCAAUUAGUUUCGAACUUACUGGCGACGUAUCUUCGGCAUUGGAAAGUUACAAAGGGGUGGCCAUUGCAGUCAAUGAUGUAGCAGGAUCGAAGGAUCGUGUCUUUACAGAAUGGGCAGAAGAAGGUCUUUAUCGUGCCGCCCUUGUGGCAUUAGAGAAUGAUACCAGGAAUGUCGCAUCGACAUUGGAAAUUUUACGCGCAUAUCAACGAGCAACAGCCGCACAACCAACGACAUGGCGACUCCAGAAACGGCUCACCGUAACCCGACGAUCGUUGAAAUAUUUGUCAGAAACUUACCGUCGAGGGGAGUAUUGUCCUCCCGAAAAGGAAAGCAGUCCCAGCCAAACCCUGUUUAUGGUGGAAGCGACCCAACUCCGUACUAUCUAUGAAAGUAUGAUUCAUGCUUCUGCAGUAUUCCCUCGAGCAGAUCAAGUCAAUCCAAUCGUCCUCGAAUAUGUUGAUCAACUAGCAGAGUUGGUGGAUCUGGUCGCUUGGCCUAUUUGCGAUUUGCGAGCUUUCGCAGAGUCAUUGAAUCGCACGACUCAGAAGGCAUUCAAUUCCCCUCGUAUCAUGCGUCAUCAAUUUCACGUCCAGGUUAAGCUGGGCGAAUUCAAAGAAGCGCAUUACGCUUUUCGCUCUUACCUGUACCUAGUCGGCCUCACGUCUCAAGCACGAGACGAAUCACGGCUCCAUGGAGAGGCGCUAGCAACAGAUACUGACGGAAACAACGUUCCAGUGCCACUGAUUAGGGAGGAGGAGAUUCGACAAAUGAUAAGCGAUCGAGGUGUGGUGGAUGAUGGAGAGGUCAAGCCAGCGAAGUCAAUUGCUUCGAAACGAAGCGUUGAAAAGGAGUCAACGGAGGACGUCCUGAAAGUGCUGCUAUCCUCCAUUAAAAUGCUGUGCGAAGAGCUGGAACGAGGGGCUGAAGCUGUGGAAAUGGCGGAGAUCGCCAAGAACGUGUUCGACAUGGAGCUGGAACCAGAGCAACAAGACAUUUGGACAACGCUUGGAACACGUGUGUAUCGAGCGGCAGGCACCGCAUAUGGUCUCUUGGCAACACAGACCAUGGAUCCUACCAUGCGGCCGGAUUAUCACGGAAAAGCUCUGGAAUAUCUGGGGAAGUCUCUCGAAAUUUGCGAAUCUUGGGAAACAUACUAUCAACUUGCGCUUGAGCGAGGGGAGACACGCGAUAUACGGCAGGCUGUCCACGCGGUAACCAGGGCAUUACAACUGAAUCCGCGAUAUAUUGCAUCAUGGCAUCUGUUGGUUUUAUUAUGCACCUGCCCGGCCCAAAGCGAUAUGCAGCAAGCUUUCAGAACCUGUGAAACAGCUCUGGAAAAAGUACAAGAUAUCAUUUCGGAAUACCAAGAAAAUGAAUUCAGUAGCGGCGAACUUGGAACAAGGCCUGGUUUUGAUGACUUUCUGCAAUAUGUUUUGCUGGAAACAACACAGUCGAUGCUGACAAAUGUAGUCAAGGGAUCAGAGGAUGCGCUCGAAGCACAAAAGGAUGUUUUCGGUUCUUAUAAUUUGAUAGCACUACCCGAGGAUACGGAUAUGCCAUAUGUUGGAUUGUACAACGAAGGCAAUGAGCGGAAUCCGAUGGUUGUAUCAGGAUCUCUCGGUAAUUUGAGCGAGACAAUAGCAUCGGCAGAAGCAGACCCUACCGAGAAACGCAUACAAGCCAAUGGAGUUUCGACCGGCUCGCUUCGCCAGCAGAACGGCAGUCUCAAACAUCUUUCAGAAAAAGGCAGUCCACUAAACGGCAAAGCCAACAGUGUUAGGACCGAGCCAAUAAAUACUGCGCAUCACCGCCGAUUACAUCCUUCCCUCCACCUUUUCCGAGGACGGUCACUCAGAAGACAUAAAAAUAUGUCAGCAGUACCCUCCAAUGACGACAGCGACAGCCGCGAGAGCAGAGACUCGCUGUUUACCAACUCUAAUGUACGUGCGAGCUAUCCGAUGCAGGCAUCGAAUACUUCCUUGCAAAGUGCAACACCAUCAUUUAAUUCAACACGUUCACUCAAUCCCCGAGGCUCCAUCACAAGCUCCUCUUUCACACAGUCUACAGCACGUUGCCGACUACGACAGAAGCAAUCGACACGCAUAUUAUGUAACCUUUGGCUACUCUCAGCAUCUUUCUUUUUGAACAUGGGACGGAUCGACGAGGCACUCAAAUCUGUAGAAGAAGCAGAGAAUGUGGACUGGACAAGCAAUGCACGGUUAUGGUGCAUGCUGGGACGGAUACGUUUACUUCAGAACAAGGUCGAUUGGGCAAUCACAGCAUUUCAGAAGGGAUUAGUGUGUGAGAGCAACGACAUCGAAUGUCGAGUUUGGUUGGCCAAAGCAUACCAAGAACAAGGCUUGCUCGAGAUAGCUGAAGGAAUUCUAGAGCUCGUAACCCGGGGAAAUGGGUGGAGUUGUGCCGAAGCUUGGUUCUAUCUUGGUGAAGUGUAUCGAAAAACUGACCGUACCGAACGUGCAAAGGAUUGUCUUUUAUAUGCUCUAGAAUUAGAAAAAACGCAACCAAUUUUACCAUUCUAUGUAUUACCGCGUUGUGUAUAGUUAUAUUUUGUGCCGCUGUUGUACAGUUUAUAAAGUAACAUGUCAGACUUUUUUUUCGACAGGCAAGCGCUUAUAGCAAAUAAACGAGCCUUUUAAAA
Messenger RNA from Zychaea mexicana, 3230 nucleotides. RefSeq lists its product as uncharacterized. NCBI's taxonomy places the organism in Eukaryota, Fungi, Mucoromycota, Mucoromycetes, Mucorales, Lichtheimiaceae. Bases 88 to 3132 code for a protein of 1014 amino acids. Gene Ontology annotation, molecular function: protein binding. The record is from RefSeq and is a predicted model, not a curated record. The transcript is spliced from 11 exons.